Molecule: messenger RNA, 567 nt
Organism: Macrosiphum euphorbiae (potato aphid)
Lineage: Eukaryota; Metazoa; Arthropoda; Insecta; Hemiptera; Aphididae
Source: the annotation of a GenBank genome assembly
AUGACGGAAGGAUUCAAAUCAAAGGAAAUUAUUUUACAAGCUCAAAAAAAAUUCUUGGGCAAAGUAACCAAUAAAAAUGUUAUAAAAUUAUUUAUUCACGAACGCAAUGCUAACAUUUUGGAUAAUUUGUACCGACUUGCGAAAAUUUACACUGGAAACAAGAAAGAAUCCGAGAAGUUGACGAAAAAUAUAAUCAAAAUAAUCGUUAAAUUAAGUAUUUUAUAUAGAAAUGAUCAAUUUGACAGUAAUGAAUUGGAAUUAGCAAAUAAUUUUAAAGAUAAAUUUAGAGAAUUAACUAUGAUUGCAGUAAGUUUUUAUGAAAUAGAAUUCAGUUAUGACAAAAAUUAUCUAAUAAAUUAUUUAUUUAAGUGUAGAGAAAUACUAAAAGAACUAACCAAAAGACAUCUCACAGAUAAAACACUGUCCAGGGUAGACAAAAUUUUUGAUUUUUUUUCAAAUUCUGUAUUUUUAGAUUCAAUUUUUAUUAAUCCUGCAGUUUCCGAAUUAACCGAAACCGUGCAAAUCUUAAUUAACGAUUUAAAGGAAUUGUUGGACAAAGACUUAUAG